AUGGCGGAGUUGACUCGCCAAAACCAAGAAUUGCGAAUGGAGAUUAAUAUGAGGAGGCAAACACAAGAAGAACGUGAAGGAAGACAAACAGAUAGUCACGGUGGAAGAGAGAACACCGAAGUUGGAAUCAAGUUUCCAACAGAACACGGGGUAGGACAGGUACAAGGUGACCAACUGGCAGCAAGAGAGUGUUACUUGGCCAUGCUGGCCAUGGAUGAACAAGUUCAAGCAAUGAACAUUGAAGAAAAGAGGGUUGUGGCAGAACCUACUGAAGCAUUGGAAGAUAUUCCCUUGGAUGAAAAUAACCCUGAGAGGUGGACCAGGGUUGGAGCAGAUUUAGAAGAGAAGAUUAAGACGGACCUCGUCCAAUUUUUGAAGAACAACAUCGACGUGUUUGCGUGGAGUCAUGAUGAUAUGCCGGGAUACAAUCAGAUAAGAAUGGACGAGGCUGAUCAAGAGAAGACAUCUUUUGUCACCAGUCAAGGUUUAUUCUGCUAUAAGGUGAUGCCGUUUGGUUUAAAGAAUGCAGGGGCGACAUAUCAGAGGUUGGUCAACCACAUGUUCCGUCCGCAAAUUGGGCGGAAUGUGGAAGUCUUUGUAGAUGACAUGCUGGUUCUCAAAAAAGCAUUCGAAUGGACCGACGAGUGUCAGAGAGCUUUCGAAGAUUUGAAGGUAUACCUUACCAGGGCACCGUUGCUAAGUCCAUCAGUGGAAGGAGAGGAACUGUAUUUGUACCUAGCGGUAACCCCGUAUGCUGUGAGCUCAGCAUUGAUAAGAGAGGAAGAUAAAGUCCAAAGACCUGUGUAUUAUACAAGCAAGGCAUUGAAAGGAGCGGAAGGACGAUAUCCACAAAUGGAGAAGUUGGCCUUCGCACUGAUCACAGCUUCAAGGAAGCUGAGGCAUUAUUUCCAAGCACAUGUCAUUAAUGUUAUGACAGAUCAUCCUCUCAAAAAAGCAAUGAAUAGACUGGAAGCUGCAGGACGAUUAAUCCAGUGGGCUGUGGAGCUAAGUGAGUUCGAUAUCAGAUAUCAACCAAGGCAUGCCAUAAAAGCUCAAGCCUUAGCAGAUUUUAUCGCAGAGUUUACCCCGAGUCAUAAUGAGGCAGAGGAGAGCGAGAGAUGGAUCGUCCAUGUGGAUGGUUCGUCUACACGGCAUGCAGGAGGAAUUGGUGUGGUCCUGCAGUCCCCAGAGGGAGACAAACUGAAACAUAAAGUCCGUCUACAGUAUCAAGCGACAAACAAUGAAGUUGAAUAUGAAGCCCUCCUCAAAGGGCUAGAAUUGGCGAAGUCCGUGGAAGCCAAGUCCAUACGUGUUAUGGGAGAUUCCCAACUGAUCAUGGGGCAAGUGAAUGGGAUGUAUGAGGCGAGGGAAGGACGAAUGAAGAAAUACCUUAGUAGGGUGAUGCGCCUUGUGAAAAGGUUCGAAAAAGCUGACUUCGUUCAAAUCCCCAGGGAGGAGAACGUGGAAGCUGAUACUAUAGCAAAAGAGGCCUCAGCAGAUGAAUCAUUAGAGAAGUCAGAUGAAGUUCAGUAUAUGCCGAGUAUAGAUGCCCAGGAAGUACAGCAGGUGGAUGACAGAGAAAGUUGGAUGACUCCCAUUAUAUCAUAUUUGAAAGACGGACGACUACCAGAAGAAAAGGACGAGGCCAGAAAGGUGAGGGUGAGAUCAGCUAGAUACGUCCUUAUGAAUGAAGUGCUAUACAAGAGAGGCUUCUCUCAACCUUACCUUAGGUGCCUUGCUCCGGACGAAGCGAACUACGUGCUGAGAGAAGUUCACGAAGGGGCAUGUGGCAAUCACUCGGGAGCCAGAUCACUUGUCCACAAGGUCGUCCGUGCAGGAUAUUACUGGCCGAACAUGCAAGCUGAUGCAAAAGCAUACGUUAAAGUCUGCGACCAGUGCCAGCGAUUUAGCAAUGUCCCCAGGCAACCGUCGGAAUACCUCACCCCAAUGGUAGCACCGUGGCCCUUUGCACAAUGGGGAUUGGACAUUUUGGGUCCCUUCCCUUUGGGAGUAAGACAGAUGAAGUUUUUAGUUGUGGGCAUCGAUUACUUCACCAAAUGGGUGGAGGCAGAACCGUUGGCACAUAUCACACAACAGAACGUUAAGAACUUCGUGUGGAAGAACAUUGUUUGCAGAUUUGGAGUGCCGAAGGACCACUGUGAGGACCCCUACAGGGGAGACCCCUUUCAAGUUGGCCUAUGGAAGCGAUGCAGUCAUACCUGCAGAAGUGCAUAUGGCUAA
Molecule: messenger RNA, 2241 nt
Organism: Quercus robur (English oak)
Lineage: Eukaryota; Viridiplantae; Streptophyta; Magnoliopsida; Fagales; Fagaceae
Exons: 5
Coding region: 1-2241 (746 amino acids)
Molecular function (GO): nucleic acid binding; RNA-DNA hybrid ribonuclease activity
Source: RefSeq, a predicted model, not a curated record